CACGGCAACUGGUCACAUCUAAAUUGACAAGACGUAAUCAAACUACAAUACUCACUGUAUUUAUUUACAAAAUUACUUAACCAGAACGAUGAGAGCUGGGGCACACACAUUCUGGAUGUCUUUAUAACCCCAAUUGGCUGAGGGUGAUAAUUGGACGAAUCAAUAAUUACUUCAAUCGAAACGCAGCGCAGAUCGGUGCCCAACUCCAGUGGUCUUCAUUCGUGAAAGGUGUUGUGCCACUGUCAGACGCUUCCGAAAUGCAAUUGUUGGCUUGGAUAUAUCUACUAGGGUGGUUCUUGCCCUUGGCUAGAGGUGCCUACGAUGCUGUGCUCCCUUCGGUGGGUCAGAAUAUUACGGAGUUCUUGCACGCCCGCCAGAAGCGCCAUCAAUUGAUCUACAGGAAUGGCGGUACCAUCCGCUUGGUGGUGGGUCCAGUGGUGGCCACCCAAUUGGAGGAUCCUGUCACCUGGCGGAGCAUGGUCUACUACUAUGUGCUUCACUUUGGAGCGUUUACCUUGCCAUCGGCUCCGCUUUAUCCGUGGGACAAAUGGGAGACUAUCUACGAGCGAUCUCUUCAGGAGAAGAUCAGGAGCUUGGAUGAAUCACACGAGGAUGAUACCCGAGUGUUUGUCUACGCUGCCUUGGAGAAUUACAUGGACCAAGUCAGUGGAUCGGUGGGUCGAGGUCGUCAGUGUUUGUUGCGCGGGAUCUGUGAGAAUGCCCAGGUUCAUCACCAUGUGGGAAUUAUGUCGGAACUACUCAACGUUCUGCUGACACCUGGUAAAACGCGUUUGGAUUUGGCCUAUACAGAUGCCGUAAGAGCUGGACAAGCGGGCAUUAACUGUGUUGAUCAGUUUCCGGCUUGUCCCAGGGGUGAGAGUGUCCUGGAUGCCUAUACAGUUGAAUUGGAUUACUAAUAUUUCAUAGAGCUUUGCGGGCAAAGCUUUUACUACCUAUAAAUUAUUACUGCCACAUAUUCUAUUAUCCCGAAGAUUCCCUCUAAAGUCUCAAAUAAAUCCAGAUAACUCACCGAUUAUCCUUGAUUAUUGCUGUUCUCAGUUAGAUCAACAGCAAUCACUCGUCAACUUUACACCCAUCACAAUCAGUCUCAACCAUCUUGGCUUCACGUUGAAUUUUUAACACUGAUUGCAAGUGAUUUGUGCUGCUGAUGCUGCCACUGCCACGCCUUCUUCCUGCUCCCCCACCUGGGAAUUCCGGUUCUGGUAAACCAGAAACAUGACCGUGUGCGA
Molecule: messenger RNA, 1250 nt
Organism: Drosophila kikkawai
Lineage: Eukaryota; Metazoa; Arthropoda; Insecta; Diptera; Drosophilidae
Source: RefSeq, a predicted model, not a curated record